This is a messenger RNA of Trichoplusia ni (cabbage looper), 1771 nucleotides long. Its product is annotated as peroxisomal hydratase-dehydrogenase-epimerase-like. Gene Ontology annotation, cellular component: cytoplasm. The transcript has 10 exons. Gene Ontology annotation, molecular function: oxidoreductase activity, acting on the CH-OH group of donors, NAD or NADP as acceptor. Bases 38 to 1690 code for a protein of 550 amino acids. The record is from RefSeq and is a predicted model, not a curated record. Lineage: Eukaryota; Metazoa; Arthropoda; Insecta; Lepidoptera; Noctuidae.
GUUACUUUCGGAAUCAAAGUGUUGACGAUAAGACGCAAUGGCUCUUCAGGAUAUUCAAAACAAAACGGUUUUAGUGACGGGAGGCGCCACUGGCUUAGGUGCGAAAUAUGCUGAGAGUUUUCUGAAACAUGGAGCUAAGAGUGUAGCUAUCCUGGACAUCGCUGAGGAUGUGGGCAAAGCGACAACUGAGCGUUUGAACAAGACCUAUGGCAGUAAGGUGGUGUUCAUCAAAUGUGAUGUCAGCAAAGAGGAUGAUAUUACAAAGGCCUUCGACGCUGUGGUUGCUCAGUUCAAGCAAGUCGAUGUUCUCAUAAACAAUGCUGGAGUCAUGAUUGAUGCACAGGCUUGGAGGCUCGCCUCUGAUGUCAACUGGCAAGGAUUAGUUUCGUUUACCCUAAAAACUGUCAAACACAUGAGGAAAGAUGAAGGCGGAGCUGGUGGUACUAUCGUUAACAUUGCUUCUACAGCUGCAUUAUCUAGGGUUAAUGCUCUCCCGAUUUACUGUGGAUCUAAAUCUGCUGUGUUGCAUUUCAGUCAAUGCUUAGCGCUGCCUCCUUUCUUCGAGACCACUGGCAUACGAGUGAUGGUAUUCUGUCCGAACGCUACAGAUACAGCCUUGCUUCAUAAUAUAGAACUGAGAAGCUACGAUCCUAAGCUUGGUGCAGCUUUAGCAGCUGAUUUGGUAGAUGCCGUAUUCCAGACGUCUGAUUCAGCAGCGAAGGCUUUUAUUGAAAUGUUCCAAACUGGCGCUCCGGGAUCUAUUUGGUUGAGCCAAGACAACAGACCAGCGCAGAAUAUAACUGCGACCGUUGAUAGUGCGUUCCAGAAAUUGGAAGCACUUAGCUGUUACUUUCGAAAACAACGUGUUAAAGUUACGAUGGCCCUGCAGGACAUUCAAAACAAAACGGUUUUAGUGACCGGAGGCGCCACUGGCUUGGGUGCGAAAUAUGCUGAGAGUUUUGUUAAACAUGGAGCUAAGAGUGUAGCUAUCCUGGACAUCGCUGAAGAUGUGGGUAAAGCGACAACUGAGCGUCUGAACAAGACCUAUGGCAAUAAGGUGGUGUUCAUCAAAUGUGAUGCGAGCAAAGAGGAUAAUAUUACUAAAGCAUUCGACGCUGUGGUUGCUCAGUUCAAGCAUGUAGAUGUCGUUAUAAACAAUGCUGGAGUCAUGACUGAUGCGCAGGCCUGGAGACUCGCCUCUGAUGUCAACUGGCAAGGUUUGGUAUCGUUUACCUUGAAAGCCGUGAAACACAUGAGGAAAGAUGAGGGUGGAGCUGGUGGCACUAUCAUUAACAUUGCUUCUACAGCAGCAUUAACUAGAAGUAAUGCUCUCCCGAUUUACUGUGGAUCCAAAUCUGCUGUGAUGCAUUUCAGUCAAUGCUUAGCGCUGCCUCCUUUCUUCGAGACCACUGGCAUACGAGUGAUGGUCUUUUGUCCGGGCCCAACAGAUACAGCUUUGCUUCAAAACUUAGGACCUAGGAGCUAUGAUCCUAAACUGGGUGCUGCUUUAGAAGCUGAUUUUAAAGAUGUCGUAUACCAAACAUCGGAUUCAGCAGCGAAGGCUUUCAUUGAAAUGUUCCAAACUGGCGCUCCGGGAUCCAUUUGGUUGAGCCAAGACAACAGACCAGCGCAGGAUAUAACUGCGACCGUUGAUAGUGCUUUCCAGACAUUGGAAGCACUGGUGCAAUGAAAAUAGUUCACUGUUAUAUUAGGUUAAAUGCGUAUUUAUAAAGGGCUUCUCGAUAACGUGAAAUAAACUGUUCAGUGUGAA